Molecule: messenger RNA, 1521 nt
Organism: Penicillium bovifimosum
Lineage: Eukaryota; Fungi; Ascomycota; Eurotiomycetes; Eurotiales; Aspergillaceae
Product: UDP-N-acetylglucosamine diphosphorylase
Exons: 3
Coding region: 1-1521 (506 amino acids)
Biological process (GO): UDP-N-acetylglucosamine biosynthetic process
Molecular function (GO): UDP-N-acetylglucosamine diphosphorylase activity
Source: RefSeq, a predicted model, not a curated record
AUGGCAAGCAUAAUCAAAGAUACUGUCUCCAGCGUUCUUGGAAGGUUCCAGGGCACCGCCCCGGAGGUUCCCCGCGAGCCCUCCGCCGAAGAGUUCCAAACACUACAGAAAAAAUAUACAGAUGCCGGUCAAGGGCAUGUCUUUGCCUUUGUCGAUGAAUUGACGACCGUCGAGAAAUCCCAACUUUUCCACCAGCUGUCCAACUUUGACCCCACUCGAAUCAACGAGUUGGCCGACAAAGCUCUCAACGCUCCCCCCGCCUCCACAGGACCCGUCACCCUCGAGCCCCUUCCCGAAUCCGCCACAGCCUCCAUCCUUGAUUCCGAUCCCUCAGAUAUCCAGAAAUGGUACGAAGCCGGCCUGAAAGAGGUGGCGGCAAACAAGGUGGCCGUGGUCUUGAUGGCCGGUGGACAGGGAACCCGGCUCGGCAGCUCUGCCCCUAAGGGCUGCUUCGAUAUUGGUCUGUUGAGCGAGAAAUCGCUAUUCCAGCUGCAGGCUCAGCGCAUUGCCAAGCUGCAGUCCUUGAUUGGUGCCAAGAACGUUGUGAUCCCUUGGUACGUCAUGACCAGCGGGCCUACACGCAAGCCCACCGAAGAGUUCUUCGAGAAGAACAACUACUUUGGUCUCGAGAAGAGCAAUGUUAUGAUCUUCGAACAAGGUGUUCUACCCUGCAUCUCCAAUGACGGCAAGAUUCUUCUUGAGAGCAAGAGCAAAGCUGCCGUGGCUCCCGAUGGAAACGGUGGUAUUUAUCAGGCCCUAGUGGUGUCUGGUGUGCGGGAGGAUAUGCGCCGCCGCGGUAUUGAGCACAUUCACCUCUACGGCGUGGACAACUGCUUGGUCAAGGUUGCCGAUCCAGUCUUCAUUGGCUUCGCAGCCUCUAAGCAGGUGGACAUUGCCACCAAGGUGGUGCGCAAGCGCAAUGCCACCGAGUCUGUCGGUCUGAUCUUGUUGAAGAACGGCAAGCCCGACGUGGUUGAGUACUCUGAGAUCGAUAAGGAAACUGCCGAGGCCAAGGACCCCAAGCAGCCCGACGUUCUCAAGUACCGCGCUGCUAACAUUGUCAACCACUACUACUCAUUCCGUUUCCUCGAGUCGAUUGAGACCUGGAUGCACCAGCUGCCCCACCACGUGGCCCGCAAGAAGAUUGCUUGUGUCGAUCCCGAGUCUGGUAACAAUGUCAAGCCUGAAAGGCCUAACGGCAUCAAGUUGGAGCAGUUUGUCUUCGAUGUGUUCCCCAUGACACCGCUUGACAAGUUCGCCUGCCUCGAGGUGCACCGUCACGAAGAGUUCUCGCCGUUGAAGAACGCCCGCGGUACUGGUGAGGACGACCCCGAUACCAGCCGUGCGGAUAUCAUGGCCCAGGGUCAGCGAUGGGUUGAGGCUGCUGGUGCCGUUGUUAUCACCGACGGUGAGGCCGUUGGUGUCGAAGUUUCUCCUCUGAUCAGCUACGGCGGUGAGAACCUAGAAUUCCUCAAGGGACGGGAAAUUAAAGCACCCGCUAUCUUGGAGAGGGAAGACUAG